Prorocentrum cordatum is the source of this 1142-nucleotide messenger RNA. The record is from the annotation of a GenBank genome assembly. Lineage: Eukaryota; Dinophyceae; Prorocentrales; Prorocentraceae.
AUGCAACGGCGCUCGUGCCACUGCCAGCGCCUGCGGCCGCCGCUGAAACAGCAGCGGCGGCGCAAGUGGCGGCGCCAGAAGGCGCUCUUGGAGAGGGGCGAGACCGCUGCAUCCAUGGAAGCAGACUCAGCCGGCCGCCUUCAGACGUUGGCCGCGGCGUCCCAGCCGCUGCCCGAGGCCGAGGCCCCGCUGCCAGCCUCGGCGCUGCAGCGGGCAGGGUGCACAGAGGACAACCUGCUGACGCGGAUCCUCACCCGCGGCGCGUUCGUGAACUUCGGGCAGUUAGACGGGGGCAAGGUGCCUGGAGGACAGAAGGCUUUCGUGAAGUCCAUGGACGUGCCCUCAGAUCGUCCGAGUGAACUACUGCUACAGUUUGCUCCGCCAGUGCCGCUGCCCAGAGAAGUUGUACAUGCUCUAGGCUCGCGCUGGCACGCGGUGGCGGACGAGGCGCUUUGGUGGCGCGGGGCACGACAGGAGUGUUGGCUUGGCCCGGGCGAGGCGCUGUUCGGCGGUUUCCUUGCACCCGCGGGCGGGGCGUUCGCGUACCGGCUGGCCCCAGAGGCGGCAGGGGUUGCUGGCUGCGACGCCUGCAUGUUCGGGAUUCUUGUUUAGGCUUCCAGGCUUUCCGCAGUGCCCUGCUCGGCGGUGGCCUCCAAAGUUUUCUCAGCGCAGUGCUGGGAUCUGUGACUGUAGGGCUGGGCUAGCUCCACUCUUCGCCCACGCGUCUCGCUCAAGUUCCUCUCUUCGGACUGGUGUGUCGUGUUCUCGGCAUAGAUGGGGAGGUGCAUUCGGCCAUGCUUGCGCAGACGUGCGUGCGAGCACGCUGACAUACAAUUACUUGUGACAUGUGGCAUUUGCGUGCUGCUUUUCCGAUUGAUCUUAGUAGGUAUCGAGUAACGUUUAAUUCGUCAACUGCACCCUUGAUUGUUUUGGCGUGCAGCCAAACUCACGGGGUGCUGACUUCGCACGGUGCUGGACAUUCCUUCACGGCCCACUCUGUCUCCGGCUGCGAACGGCCAUUCUGCACUAGUCGCGCGACGUUUUGUUUUCUCUGGUCAGUCUUGGUUAGCUGCUGCAGUCAGGGUAUUGCUGCGCUGGCCACACGAUUACCGCCAUGGAGUGGCAACCUCAGCGGUGAGAAA